UCGUUUCAUCUUUCUUCUUACCUCGCGCUCGCGCUCUGAACGAACUACUCCGGAGCACUCCGGGGUCUGAGCACGAGGCCUGACCACCAGGCCUGACGAGGCCUGCCUGAUCAGAGACCACGAAUCGAGACCACUCCACUCUGGUUUUUCUAACUGACUGCGCAAAGUUUAAAAAUAGUUAAAUACCCACUGAUGAACCAUCGCCAAGCCAUAAAUUGUCUUGGAUUUUUGUUUCUCGUGUCCUUUGUUUCAAGUGACUGACACGCAAACCUUACCGAUUAUGGCUUCGAAAGUUACUCUUUCCCAGGCUCUGGGAACGGAUGGGAGCGAUUAUAGUCAUCGACAGAGAAUCGCGACGCACUAUCAAGUCAGUGCGACAAACAAAUCAAGACUCAAGUAUUGUAUAUUUUUUCAUUACCUGUUAUUUUUCGUCAUGCUCGCCAAAUUGUCUGCAGACAUAUUAGAUCAUCUGGAUAUAUUUAUCUUGGAAAUCGAAGAAUUACAAAUACCACAGCCAUUAUGGUGGGAAUAUAUAUGGUGCACUAGUUUGUUAGUAUCUUUUCUUGCCCUGUCCGCGAUUAAAAGGAACAGGAUUAAAACACUGCAAAAGUAUAUGAUAGGUAUCAUUUUGCUAGGUUACGGUCCAUUGGUUUAUGCCAUUGUGUAUUACUUUAAGGAUGUCUGGACGUAUUUAACUGUAGGCAAAUCUGAGGAAAUUCAUUUGUGGCAGAAUCUACCAUAUGGCGUGCUUUGGUACGCUUUUAUUCUUUUAGCCUCACAGGUUCAUUGUUUUUCCUUGUACUUUUCGUGGAAUUUGCUAGUCGCAUGGAGAACGCGAGGUGCCAAAAGAAUGGACUAAACUCGAGAGGCAACUGUAAUCAACUAUAAAAUGUUUAUAUAAACUAUUGACAUGUAUUUUGAAAUAUGACUCACAUUUAUUAUGUGUUUGCGAUAAAAAAGGAAAGAUAUACAAUUGUUAUAUCAGAGACAAAUAUCACUUGAAGUCUGUAAAAACUAUAAUAUGAAAUGUAUAUAAACAAAAGUAUCAUUGUACAUGUAUAUAUGAAAAUACACAUACGCACAAAUUAGAUUUA
Molecule: messenger RNA, 1094 nt
Organism: Solenopsis invicta (red fire ant)
Lineage: Eukaryota; Metazoa; Arthropoda; Insecta; Hymenoptera; Formicidae
Gene: jagn
Product: protein jagunal
Exons: 4
Coding region: 281-859 (192 amino acids)
Biological process (GO): endoplasmic reticulum organization; vesicle-mediated transport
Cellular component (GO): endoplasmic reticulum membrane
Source: RefSeq, a predicted model, not a curated record